CAGCCUCUGCCGCUGCCGCUACGCCUUGGGGAAGAGAGUGCAUCUAUCCUGUCUGGGCUUCCACUCCUGGGGAAGGAGCGGGGCCACUAAUUUCCUGGUUCAUUUGGGGGAGGAGAAGAGGGAAUUCCCAUCCUACUCCUCUCCAACCGAGGGGACCCUCGGAGAGAAAUCACCCAGGUGGAGUGCACCCCCCCCCCCAUCACGGACAUACAGGUUGCAUUCGCCUGCAUGAUAAAUACUGUACUACUUUGUGGGUAAAGCUCCGUUCUUCGGGAUAUCACUGAGAGUGCUUUGCAAACAAACAGGUCCGAGACAUCCAUGUGGAGAUAUCCAGCAGACAGCUGGUGAAGUGGGCUGGAACUCAAGAGAGAUUGGUGCUGGAUAUAUUGAGCUGUCCCUGCCACCUUAGAACUGUCUCCACCUGGCAUCUGAUACCCUUAUUUCCUCCCAAGUUUAAUCUCCACUGGAGAAGGUUAGCACUGUACAAGUCUUCAAAUCAUGGAAUCCAUAUCAAUGAUGGGAAGUCCUAAGAGUCUUAAUGAAACAUUUUUACCUAAUGGGAUAAAUGGUAUCAAAGACGCAAGUAAGGUUACCAUAGGCAUAAUUGGAAGUGGAGAUUUUGCCAAAUCUCUGACUAUUAGACUUAUCAGAUGUGGGUAUCACGUAGUUAUAGGAAGCAGAAACCCCAAAUUUGCUUCAGAAUUCUUUCCGCAUGUAGUUGAUGUCACCCAUCAUGAAGAUGCCCUCACAAAAACAAAUAUAAUUUUUGUCGCAAUACAUAGAGAACAUUAUACCUCUUUGUGGGAUCUCCGACAUCUUCUUGUUGGCAAAAUCCUGAUUGAUGUUAGCAAUAACAUGAGAGUAAACCAGUACCCAGAGUCCAAUGCAGAAUAUUUGGCUUCAUUGUUCCCGGAUUCCUUCAUUGUGAAAGGAUUCAAUGUGGUCUCAGCGUGGGCACUCCAGUUAGGACCCAAGGAUGCCAGCAGGCAGGUCUAUGUGUGUAGCAACAAUAUUCAAGCUCGACAUCAAGUUAUUGAACUUGCUCGUCAACUGAACUUCAUUCCUAUUGACUUGGGAUCAUUAUCAUCAGCCAGGGAGAUUGAGAACUUACCUUUGCGACUUUUCACCCUGUGGAGAGGGCCAGUAGUAGUAGCAAUAAGCCUGGCUACUUUUUUCUUCCUUUAUUCCUUUGUCAGAGAUGUGAUACAUCCAUAUGCAAGAAACCAACAGAGUGACUUUUACAAGAUUCCUAUUGAAAUUGUGAACAAGACAUUACCCAUUGUUGCCAUCACUUUGCUGUCUCUGGUUUACCUGGCAGGACUCUUGGCUGCUGCUUAUCAGCUAUAUUAUGGCACCAAAUAUAGACGAUUUCCUCCAUGGCUAGAGACUUGGUUACAGUGUAGAAAACAGCUUGGAUUACUAAGCUUUUUCUUUGCUACAGUCCAUGUUGCUUACAGCCUUUGCUUACCAAUGAGAAGAUCAGAGCGCUACUUGUUUCUCAAUAUGGCUUAUCAGCAGGUUCAUGCAAAUAUUGAAAACUCCUGGAAUGAAGAAGAAGUGUGGAGAAUUGAAAUGUAUAUCUCUUUUGGAAUAAUGAGCCUUGGCUUACUUUCCUUAUUAGCAGUAACUUCUAUCCCUUCAGUGAGCAAUGCCUUAAACUGGAGAGAGUUCAGCUUUAUCCAGUCUACACUCGGAUACGUGGCCCUGCUCAUAAGUACUUUCCAUGUUCUAAUUUACGGGUGGAAAAGAGCUUUUGAAGAAGAAUACUACCGGUUUUAUACGCCACCAAACUUUGUUCUUGCUCUUGUUUUGCCCUCUGUUGUCAUUCUGGGAAAAAUCAUUUUACUCUUUCCAUGUAUAAGCAGGAAACUGAAAAGAAUUAAAAAAGGCUGGGAAAAGAGUCAAUUUAUUGAAGUAGCCAGUGGAAUCAUUCCACACCUUUCACCAGAAAGGGUUACAGUAAUGUGAUGUUAAAUGGUACAAAAUAGUGUCAUCAGGAAUUAUACUUGAGUUACUAUUUCUAUUAUAACCUUUAUUUUCAGAAGUUUAUCUAACUGGGCUAUAAAACUUGUUAAGGUUGAAAUCUAAUCAAGAAGGUCAAAGCCCAGUUAGUAUUCAUUUUUUUUAUUAAUUUUCAUAAAGUCAUGUUAGGCAAUUUGGAAUUUUUUAGAGAGCCAACCAUAUUUGCUGGAAUUUUAAGUGCUCUUUUUGCACAGCUGUAAUCACUAUUGCUGUUAUUUUGUCAAAGCUCUAUUUUGUAAUCGAUCCAAGUAUGUGCUAUUUACAUUUAGUAAUGCCAACAUAUUUAUCAGUGUUUUAAAAAAAUCUUUUUUCAAGCAACUAGCAUAUUAGAUUUUUAACAUAACUCAUCAUAUAUGGACAUUACAUUUGCAACACUGAACAAAAAUUGUUAAUUAUAAAACUUCUGUGAUAAGAAUUUUAAAUUACGUAGAGUAAAAAACUUAAUUGGUUAAAAAAAAAAGAAACAUUGCAUGGGAAACUGGACACAGUUGAGUAGUCACUACCCUCCAAUGCUCACCAACACCACACUAGAACAUUUAGGAAACAUACAUAUAUGGAUAUAAUAAUUCCUUCUAAAAGAAAAAUUAAGCAAGUAGUUACAUUAAAACAUAUUAAGGAUGUGAAUUGAUAAUGGAUUUAAGUACUAUAGUCAUGUAAUAAACUAAAAAUGUUCACUUCAUAAUUAUAUUCAGUUCAAAAUAUAGCAAUUACUUUGGUAUAUUAAUAGACUAGACAGACAUUUCAGCAAUAUGCUACCUCCACAAUUGAACAUCUCUAACAAAGCCAGGAUGAGGCUGUAGGCCAGGUUUGAACAUCAUGUCCCCUUUGUUCACUCUAACAUAUGGGAUUUGACCUAUCAUAAAAUAAAUGAUAAUAUUCCACAUAAAGUUAUCUUGUCAUAAAGCCAUUAACUCUAUCCCACCAUCAACAUCAACACAAACCCCCUUUUUCUUCUCACCUUAGCUCCAAGAGAUACAGUAGUUACAGGCCUAAAUUCUAGAGGCCAACACUACAAUAGCUUUGGCAGUAGCCCAUCUGUUUUUUCCAUUUUUGAGUGAGGAAGAAGCAGCAGGAUACUAUAGAACUCUGCUUGGUAGCCUGCCAUCAUGGGAGUUUUUUAAUAUUAAUUCGUGGAGAAAAUCUGCCUGACAAGGAAUGACAUUAGACCAGGAAGCUUGAACAACUCAUGGUAACUCCCCCCGAUUUAAUCAAGGUCAUACGCCUGUGGACCAAGAACGAGGCCUGCCCCAUUAAUAGUCUCUUCCAAAAGGCUCUAUGUUAAGAAGAUAGCCCAAGAUGUAUUUUGUCCUUUUUUUUCAAGCCUUUGAAAAUCGUUACAAAGCUGGGCCAUCUAUUUCCUUCCCAGGCAUUGAUCCAGGAAGUUUACCUGCAUGUAAAAGAUGUAUAGAAACAAUUAUUUAUGUUUCUGUAAAUUGUUUCCAAAAUUUUUUUCAGUUUUGACUUUCUAUUACACUCACUUAUUUCAAAACUUGAUUAAUGUCUUAUUUGUACACUUCCCUCAUUCCUAUUGAAAAGGAAGGUUAAGGUUACUGCUAGUAGAUCCUUUGUAGAUUUUCAAAGUCAUUGAGGAAUCUUUGCUCAGUAUAGGCUUCAUACAAAAAGAGGUUCCCCCCCACCUUUGGGAUAACUCUUCCUCAUGCCACUUUCCCAACUACUGCUUCUAUACAUAUUGGGUAAAUUAUUAAUAUAUUACCUUUUCUUCCUUCUUCAGCUUUUGUCCCUGUUAUAAUGUGAGCUCCUACAGAGCAAGGGCUGGAUUGUUUAGUGUAGUGCUUUGCAAGUGAUAAAAUGGCUUAUUUUCAAUGCCUUUUCAUUCAUUUAUCAUAUCCAUCUAUCACAUCCAUUCAUCACAUCCAUCUGUCUUUCCUUGGUGAGUUUCAAUGUUUUCUAAUAGAUCUUCAUUUUAUUUUUAAGUUAUUUCAUUCUCCCCUCUUGGUAGUUAUUUAUUACUUGGUAGUUGUGGGGAAAAUUCUGAAGGCAAAACCUUAAGAAUUACUUUAGAAUAACAAAAAUUUCAAAUAAUUAUACUUGUUCAUUCCAUGCACUAGACCCCUUUGGUCUUCAUCAUUAGAAUCCUAAUAUGAGGAAGUUUCCCUCCCUCAGAACCCAAAUCCUGUGGUUAUUAAUGGAAUGUUAAAAUACCAAGUGGCUAAUAGUACAGAUAGACUCAUCACUAAGAUAUACUAAUGAAGUCUUUGAAGGUUUUUUAAGCUAUUCAGGGGGAAAAAUACAAAAGAAUGAAUGUUUAAAUAGUGUUUCAGAUGCUAAUAAAUCUGAGUUUGCACAAUACAUCUGUUAAUAUACUGUUGAGUAUCACAAAGCAAAAACAGUUUGAUAUUACAAUGUAAGUGUAUUAUUCACAAUACAAUAUUAUGAAUUCUAUCUAAAAGGAAUUUUAUAGAGUGCUUUAAUAUUUCUUACUAACUAGAUUGAUUUCAUGAUUUUCUACUGUUCUCAAAAAUUAUACUAAAUUCUGUCAUUACCAUCUUGCCACAUGUAAAAGAAAUACAGCUAUUUGUUAUGGCAAAAUUAGGAUGUUGGAUUGAAUAUGGGUGAUACCUUUUUUUUUUCUGAUCUGGCUGACAUAAAACUUGAGCAAAGUCCCUAAGCAUCAAAAUGCUCUAUUAACAAAAGAAUGGCAAUACAAGUGAUGAAGAUUAAAGUACUGAUAAUAAAAAUAAGAUAUCUUUAUUUCAAUUUUUGAAAGUUUAAAAUUUUUAGACUUAUAAUAAUAAUUUUGCCUAAGUAUUUUUCAGUGAAUAUCAAUACUUGUUUUCUGUUCAAAAAGCUAUCAUUUCAGGUAUGCAUGUAGUCCAUAUUUUGGGGUAACCUGUGUUUGGACUAAGAGGAUAUAUGGUAAUGGAAAGUGAGCAUUGGAGACUUUGUCCAUGGAUCUGUACUUUGUAGUUAUGUCCCUAAACCUGAACCAAAAUGGAACACUGAGAAAUCCAUCAAUUCUUAUUCCUAUGCAAUAAGUAAUUUUAUUCUAAAAGGAAAAUAACCAUGAUAUAUCAUGCUGCUUAACUUCUGUAUAUGAAGAUUUCUUAAUUCUUUCAAUAUUUAGAACCAUGCUGAAUAGGAAUAUAUUAAUAUGCUAUCAUAUAUUUUUCAAAGUAUGUGUGGAAAUUAAGUCCUUUGGUUAAAUGUAAAAUUUUUAUUUAAAAUAGGAAUAGAUUAUAUUUGUAGGUAUUGAUCAGAUAUAAUUAUUUUGUGCUACAUAUGGGAUUUUGUAAUGAGUUCCAUUAUUAAAAUAAAUGAUUAACUUCUUACAAAUUAACAUAUCAACUUAAAUUUUUUAUGUUAAAGAUUAUAUUUAAUAAUAUUCACUUAAUGCCUAACGUAAGAUAUUACUUUCACUAUAAUCAAGUUAUUGAAAUUCUUUGUACACAAGGGCUGCAGGAAUGUGGGCCAUAUAUUGUUUUAUGCAUCAUAAUCAUACUUUUUAUCGGCUAUAUUUUAUGUAAUACAAAGACUGCCUUCCCCUUUAUAUUGCAUUUUUUCCAUGAAAAUAAUGAAUUGCCUGUAUAAUGUAAUACUGCAAACAUCCUAUCAGACAAUACAUAUUUCUAUGCAUAUGUCCAUUUAAAAAGAGGCUGUGUAGCCUAGUAGAAAGACAGGGCUGAACUCAGGAGUGUGGAAGACUUGGGUUCAAGCCUGACCUUUCACACAUACUGGCUGUGGAACCCUGAGAAGUCACAUCACCUCUCGAGGCCUCAGAAACCUAGCUCUUUAAGGCUGUGAGCUCUAGAACAGUAGUAGAUGGGCAUUGGGAGAGAGUGUGCCUCAUCCUGAUGAAAUCACACUCUGGAUUCCCCCCACACACACAACGUCUCUCCUCUCCCAACCAAAUAGAAAAAUAUGUUUUUGUUUUUUGUUAAGGCACUGAAAGUAUUGUUUUUCUUCUGGCAUUUUAACUAAAGUGCCAUAAAUGUAAUCCAUACAAGUUUAAGAAUAAACAUUGAGUUCGUUACAUCUGUA
Messenger RNA from Vombatus ursinus (common wombat), 6021 nucleotides. RefSeq names its product STEAP2 metalloreductase (gene STEAP2). Gene Ontology annotation, biological process: copper ion import. Gene Ontology annotation, molecular function: ferric-chelate reductase (NADPH) activity; cupric reductase (NADH) activity. The record is from RefSeq and is a predicted model, not a curated record. The transcript has 7 exons. Bases 499 to 1968 code for a protein of 489 amino acids. NCBI's taxonomy places the organism in Eukaryota, Metazoa, Chordata, Mammalia, Diprotodontia, Vombatidae. Gene Ontology annotation, cellular component: plasma membrane; endosome.